UGUAUCUGCUCAGAGGAAGAUAAUCUGUUCUACAGUCUCUGGCAGCAGCUGAAAUGGCGCAGCAAGGAAUUCAACUGGACAGAGUUAGAUUCUGCUGUUCGAUCUGUCUGGAUCUACUGAAGGAUCCGGUGACUACUGGCUGUGGACACAGCUACUGUAAGAGCUGUAUUAACAACCACUGGGACCAUGGGGAGGAGAGAGGAAGCUACAGCUGCCCUCAGUGUAGACAGACCUUCACACCGAGGCCUGUCCUGGGGAAAAACACCAUGUUAGCUGCUUUAGUGGAGGAGCUGAAGAAGACUGGACUCCAAGCUGCUCCUGCUGAUCACUGCUAUGCUGGACCUGAAGAUGUGGCCUGUGAUGUCUGCACUGGGAGAAAACGGAAAGCUUGUAAGUCCUGUUUGGAUUGUUUGGACUCUUAUUGUGAAAAUCACCUCCAGCCUCAUCUUCAGUCAGCUCCAUUUAAGAAGCACAAGCUGGUGGAGCCCUCGGAGAAGCUCCAGGAGAACAUCUGCUCUCGUCACGACGAGGUGAUGAAGAUGUUCUGCCGCACUGAUCAGCAGUGUAUCUGUUAUCUCUGCUCUGUGGAUGAACAUAAAGACCACGACACAGUGUCAGCUGCAGCAGAAAGGACUGAGAGGCAGAGAGAGCUCGGGCUGAGGAGACAAACAAUCCAACAGAGAGUCCAGGACACAGAGAAAGAUGUGAAGCUGCUUCAACAGGAGGAGGAGGCCAUCAAUGGCUCUGCUGAUAAAGCAGUGAAGAACAGGGAGAAGAUGUUCACCCAGCUGAUCCGUCUGCUGGAGAAAAGAAGCUCUGAUGUGAAGCAGCAGAUCAGAUCCCAGCAGGAAACUGAAGUGAGUCGAAUCAGAGAGCUUCAGGAGAGACUGGAGCAGGAGAUCACUGAGCUGAAGAGGAAAGACCAGGAACUGAAGCAGCUCUCAGACACAGAGGACCACAACCAGUUUCUACACAACUACCCCUCACUGUCACCACUCAGUGAAUCUACACACUCAUCCAGCCUUAGGAUCCGUCCUCUGAGGAACUUUGCGGGCGUGACAGCAGCUGUGUCACAGGUCAGAGGUCGACUACAGGACAUUCUGAGUGAGACAGAGAUUUUACAGAUUGUGUCUCAAGUGGAUGUUUUACUGCAACAACCAGAACCAGAGACCAGAGCUGACUUCUUAAGAUAUUCACAGGAAAUCACACUGGAUCCCGACACAGUUAACAAAUAUCUGUUAUUAUCUGAGGGAAACAGAAAAAUAACAUAUGAGGGAGUGGAAUCAGAAUCAGAAUCAGAACAGUCUAUUUCUGAACACCCAGACGCAUUUACUUAUAUGGAUCACGUACUCAGUAGAGAGAGUCUGACUGGACGUUGUUACUGGGAGGUGGAGGUGGAGGUGGGAGGAGCAGUUGGUGUAGCAGUCACCUACAAGAAUAUCAGAGUAAAAGCAGGCUCAAAUCAAUGUGGAUUUAAUGAUAAAUCUUGGAUGUUAUGUUGUUUUAAAAACAGUUAUGAAUUUCUAUACAACAGGAUCAAGACUGUUGUGUCAGGUCCUGUGUCCUCCAGAGUAGGAGUGUACCUGGAUCACAGUGCAGGUGUUCUGUCCUUCUACAGAGUCUCUGACACCAUGACUCUCCUCCACAGAGUCCAGACCACAUUCACUCAGCCUCUCCAUGCUGGAGUUUGGGGUUGUAAUCCUGGAGACACAGCUGAGUUAUGUGAACUAGGAAGUGAAUCUGUUCUACAGUCUCUGGCAGCAGCUGAAAUGGAGCAGCAAGAAAUUAAACUUGACAGACAAAGAUUCUGCUGUUUGAUCUGUCUGGAUCUACUGAAGGAUCCGGUGACUACUGGCUGUGGACACAGCUACUGUAAGAGCUGUAUUAACAACCACUGGGACAAUGGGGAGGAGAGAGGAAGCUACAGCUGCCCUCAGUGUAGACAGACCUUCACACCGAGGCCUGUCCUGGGGAAAAGCACCAUGUUAGCUGAUGUAGUGGAGGAGCUGAAGAAGACUGGAUUCCAAGCUGAUGAACAUAAAGACCACGAAGUAGUGUCAGCUGCAGCAGAAAGGACUGUGAGGCAGAGGGAGCUCGCGCUGAGGAGACAGACAAUCCAGCAGAGAGUCCAGGACACAGAGAAAGACAUGAAGCUGCUUCAACAGGAGGAGGAGGCCAUCAAUAGCUCUGCUGAUAAAGCAGUGGAGGACAGUGAGGAGAUCUUCACUGAGAUGAUCCGUCUGCUGGAGAAAAGAAGCUCUGAUGUGAUACAGCAGAUCAGAUCCCAGCAGCAAACUGAAGUGAGUCGAGUCAGAGAGCUUCAGGAGAGACUGGAACAGGAGAUCACUGAGCUGAAGAGGAAAGACCAGGAACUGAAGCAGCUCUCAGACACAGAGUACCACUACCAGUUUCUACACAGCUACCCCUCACGGUCACCGCUCAGUGGAUCUACACACUCAUCCAUCAUCAGGAUCCGUCCCCUGAGGUACUUUGAGGACAUAACAGCAGCUGUGUCACAGGUCAGAGGUCGACUACAGGACAUUCUGAGUGAGACACAGACAGAGAUUUUACAGAUUGGGUCUCAAGUGAAUGUUUUACUGCGACAACCAGAUCCAGAGACCAGAGCUGACUUCUUAAGAUAUUCACAGGAAAUCACACUGGAUCCAAACACAGCAAAUAAAGAGCUGUUAUUAUCUGAGGGAAACAGAAAAGUAAAACGUAUCAGUGUAGAACAGUCUUAUUCUGAACACCCAGACAGAUUCACUUAUUGGGAUCAGAUCCUGAGUAGAGAGAGUCUGAGUGGACGUUGUUACUGGGAGGUGGAGGUGGGAGGGAGAGCAGCUGGUGUAGCAGUCACAUACAAGAAUAUCAGCAGAGCAGGGAAGUCACAUGAAUGUGCAUUUGGAUUAAAUGAUAAAUCUUGGAUGUUAUUUUGUCAUGAAAAAAGUUAUAUCUUUCAUUACAACAGCAUCAACACUCGAUUGUCAGUUCCUCGGUCCUCCAGAGUAGGAGUGUACCUGGAUCACAGUGCAGGUGUUCUGUCCUUCUACAGAGUCUCUGACACCAUGACUCUCCUCCACAGAGUCCAGACCACAUUCAUUCAGCCUCUCUAUGCUGGACUUAGGAUUCGUUAUCCUGGAGACACAGCUGAUCUCUGUAAACUGAAAUAGACUUGAGUCAUUAAAAGCAGUGAUUUAGAUUCUGUGUUUAAAUCUUUAACUUCUUUUGUCUCCAUGUUUGUUGAUCAAAGUUCUUCGUGGUGACUUUCUGCUCCACACAGAGAUCAGCUGUCAAUCAAACACUGACCUUCCUUUAUCACACAUAUUUAGUUCUCACUGUGUAAAGACAGAAAUCAGAAACCUAUGAAUCGCUGACAUGAAUGUGUUUGAAAUAACUUAUUUUGCUUUUGUUUUCUAAAUCAAUGUAGAAAUCAGGUUGUGUGAUGUUUUAGAACCUGUGUUGAUCCUGAUCCUCAUCGAUGAGCUGAUUAUUUGUUCUUUUAUUUUCCACGUGUGAGAUGGAGGUGAAACAAACUGAUUGUAUGUACAUGAACUCUCUGAACAAGAGUCACUGAACAGACUUUACUGAUGAAAUGAUCAAUGACCUCAGAGCGUCAACAUGUCAAACAGAUCAACUGUACUUUAUUUCAGGCAUUAGUAUGUUUAUUAAUCUAAUUAAUAUAUUGUAACUGUACUAAAGUGUAAUGUACCUUCAAGACAUUCUGUGUUGUCCAGAUACCAAAGUCCAUUAUAACCUUAAGUCAUUUGUAAAGCAUGGACCGUGCAGGAGCUUCUCCAAACUCAUGAGUGACUGUUCAGGUGCCAGUGCCCUCUGAUGGAUUCAUGUGUGACAGGAUAGUCUCCGUUCAGCCGGGUGUUAAUGUUGGAGCGUAUGUUAGCAAAAAACGAGGGUCGUAGGAAUCGUCCAUCUAACACAACACAUUACAGAAAUGCGCAGCAAAUAGACAAACGCACUGCAAAUAGACAAACACGCUGCAAAUAGACAAACGUGUGGAAGGAUGCUGCUGCUGCGCCAGCUCCAGCUCCCACUGCUCCCACUGCGUGGCUGCGCUGGGGAGCUGGGUCUCUCGCAGCCAGGCUUCGGCCCACCUGACUCUGGUUCAAAACGAUAUAGUUGCAAGAUUGUAUCUUCGUCUGCGGUAGCCAUAUUUCUACAGAGGUAAUGGUUAGCUACAAAUCUGGGCGCUUGUAUCUCGUGAAGGAGG
Messenger RNA from Platichthys flesus (European flounder), 4225 nucleotides. RefSeq lists its product as uncharacterized. Gene Ontology annotation, molecular function: zinc ion binding; protein binding. Bases 54 to 3170 code for a protein of 1038 amino acids. NCBI's taxonomy places the organism in Eukaryota, Metazoa, Chordata, Actinopteri, Pleuronectiformes, Pleuronectidae. The transcript has 2 exons. The record is from RefSeq and is a predicted model, not a curated record.